Physcomitrium patens is the source of this 1234-nucleotide messenger RNA. RefSeq lists its product as uncharacterized. The record is from RefSeq and is a predicted model, not a curated record. Lineage: Eukaryota; Viridiplantae; Streptophyta; Bryopsida; Funariales; Funariaceae. Gene Ontology annotation, molecular function: calcium ion binding.
CUCUCCGUGCUGGCUAGGUCAUGUCGGCGACUUCUGGGUACACGUAUUUCUACUGCUCUUGCUGCCCAGCAUUCCGCACCACGAUAGUGUUUUGUCGCCUUGCGGAAGCAACACUCAUCUUGUGGGUUCAAACCGGUGGAUUCGCAGCGGUUAAGUCUUCGGUUGUGAUGGCCCAUAAGAGGAAAGUGUAGUGUUCCAUUGGGUUCAUCAACCUAAAUGUGUAGCUCAAAACACACGCUGAAGGUUGUGCGAGCUUCAUGCGCCUGGUUAGAGCGUUCGUGAAGGGUUGCUAGAGUGAAAGAUUUGGAAGCUUGUCGCAUUCUAGUGUGUUGAGGUUCUUCUGAAGCAUUUGCGAUGGCAGCGACCAUCAGACCGUCCCGGCCAGAAAUUGAUCUCAACCUCCAACCUCACCUGCUGCAGGAGCUUACAGAUUCGUUCAAGUUCUUCGACCGCAACGGCGAUGGCAAAAUCUCGAAAGAAGAGCUUGGAACCGUCGUGCAGUCUCUCGGUCACAAGGUCACAGACGCGGACUUAGACAAGCUGAUGAAAGAUGUCGACAAGAACGGCGACGGGUUCAUCGACUUCCAGGAGUUCAAAGAUAUGAACACGAGAGCGAUGAUUGUCGAAUGCCCUGUGGACACAGACGUGAACCGGAACUUGCCGCAACCUGGAUCUGACGAUUCCUUGAUGUCGGCUUUCAAUGUUUUCGACUUGGACAAGAAUGGCUUCAUUUCCAGCGAGGAGCUUCACUCUGUCCUGGUGGGAUUCGGCAAUGAAAAAAUUUCCCUGGACGAUUGCCGAUUCAUGAUACAAUGCGUCGACGAAGACGGCGACCACAUGGUGAGCUACACAGAAUUUGAGGCUCUCAUGAGCGGUAUACGUAGCAGUUAAGUUUCCUGGAUACAAUCUCCACUUCGCACAAGACAUUACAAACACGUCUUGUAAAACUUUUAAAAUGUACAGAAUUCUUCUAGGGCUGUCCGAUUAGAUUCCGACAAGUUUUUAUUCCCAUUCAGCGUGCCGUUUACAAACAACAAUGUAGUGAUUUCUGGCAAUAUCUGGGACAAGGUGGCAGUAAUCGCAAUGAGCAAUUUCGCGAGUUGAAUUGGUUAAUGUAAGAUUUGAGAGGAUGCUUCGGCACCAACCACGCAUUAAGAAAAUGUAUCAUAACGCGAAAGGAGCCUGAUACAACAACUGUUUCAGAAAUCUCGCUUCGUUUUGUUCGCCGGUCAAA